Messenger RNA from Condylura cristata (star-nosed mole), 4412 nucleotides. RefSeq names its product zinc finger protein 7 (gene ZNF7). Gene Ontology annotation, molecular function: DNA-binding transcription factor activity, RNA polymerase II-specific; RNA polymerase II cis-regulatory region sequence-specific DNA binding. NCBI's taxonomy places the organism in Eukaryota, Metazoa, Chordata, Mammalia, Eulipotyphla, Talpidae. The record is from RefSeq and is a predicted model, not a curated record. Bases 176 to 2224 code for a protein of 682 amino acids. The transcript has 4 exons. Gene Ontology annotation, biological process: regulation of transcription by RNA polymerase II.
CGCUGCGCCGAGAGGCGACCAGGAUGCCGGGAGGCUGGUGCUGGGCGCGCGAGGCGCUGACGGCCCAGCAAGCGCCGCCGGCUCCUGGAAGCCGGCCCCAGCACCCUGACCUCUGACCCUGUCCGCCUGCAGGUCCCUGCCCAGGCCAGACUGUGGACAUCGAGCCGCGCGCCUCAUGGAGGCCGUGACCUUUGGUGAUGUGGCCGUGCACUUCUCGAGGGAGGAGUGGCAGUGUCUGGACCCCGGCCAGAGGGCACUCUACAAGGAGGUGAUGCUGGAGAACCACAGCAGUGUGGCGGGCCUAGCAGGAUUCCUGGUCUUCAAGCCUGAGUUGAUCUCCCGACUGGAGCAGGGGCAGGAGCCGUGGGUGCUGGACCUGCAGGGAGUGGAGGGGUCCGAGGCACCAGUGGUCUCCCAGGCAGGUUCUGCAACCAGGACGGCUAACAAGCAGGUCUUUGAGGAUGUGCACAGCCUCACGUUGGAGCCCUGUGUGGCCAUGGUCAGCACCCCUCCGCAGGGUCCUGCUCAGAGCCCUGGCUUUGGCAGCACCUGUGAUUCUGAGGACUGGUCAGAGCACCAGCCAGGCAGCCCUAGGCUGAAGGUGAUGACCUCUCUCCUCCAGAGUAACCACCUGAGUACUGGCACCAUGACACCUUGGAAGACCUGCGCCAAGGAGGAUGCCUGGGGAGGGGACAGGCAGGGUGGCUGGUCUGAGAGGGCUCAGGAAGGUGCCAUAGAGGGAGUGUCCCCCAGAUGUGACAUGUGUGGCCGGAGUUUCAGAUCUUCAGAUACUGCUCUACAUCAGGAAGUUAACACAGAGAAGAAAGCUAACAGGUGUCAGGAGUGCUGGGGUAAGUUUCCUGAUUGCUUCCAGGGGAAAGGUCAGAGUCGCUGCCAUGGAGAGAAGCCAUAUGUAUGUGAGGAGUGUGGAAAAGUCUUUAGGCUGUGCUCACAGCUGAAUCAGCACCAGCGGAUCCACACUGGAGAGAAGCCAUUCAAGUGUGUUGAAUGUGGAAAGGCCUUUCGUUUGAGCUCAAAACUUAUUCAGCAUCAAAGAAUUCACACUGGAGAGAAGCCCUACAGGUGUGAGGAGUGUGGGAAAGCUUUUGGUCAGAGCUCCAGCCUCAUCCACCAUCAAAGAGUGCACACAGGAGAGCGGCCCUACGGCUGCCUCGAGUGUGGGAAAGCCUUCAGCCAGCAGUCCCAGUUGGUCAGACACCAGAGGACUCACACUGGAGAGAGGCCCUACCCCUGCAAGGAGUGUGGGAAGGCCUUCAGCCAGAGCUCCACCCUUGCUCAGCACCAGCGGAUGCAUGCUGGGGAGAGACCUCAAGUCCCCAGAACCCCAGAUGGUCCCAGCCUCCCUGCACAUCAGCGGACCCUCAAUGCAGAGAAGCCCUUCAAGUGUGAUGAGUGCGGGAAGGCAUUUAGGUGGGUCUCUCGCCUUAGUCAGCAUCAGCUGACUCACACAGGAGAGAAGCCUUAUAAGUGCAACAAGUGUGCAAAAGCCUUUGGUUGUAGUUCACGGCUUAUUCGCCACCAGAGAACUCACACGGGAGAGAAGCCAUUUAAAUGUGAGGAGUGUGGGAAAGGCUUUGUCCAGGGCUCGCAUCUAAUUCAGCAUCAGAGAAUUCACACAGGAGAGAAGCCCUAUGAAUGCAGUGACUGUGGAAAGGCCUUCAGCCAGAGCUCCAGUCUCAUUUACCAUCAGAGAAUCCAUAAGGGGGAGAAGCCUUACGAGUGCCUAGAGUGUGGGAAAGCCUUCAGCAUGAGCACACAGCUCACCAUUCAUCAGCGGGUCCACACUGGGGAGAGACCCUAUAAAUGCAGCGAAUGCGGGAAAGCCUUCAGUCAGAACUCGACCCUUUUCCAGCACCAGAUAAUCCAUGCCGGAGUCAAGCCCUAUGGGUGCAGUGAGUGUGGGAAGGCCUUUAGCCGGAGUUCCUAUCUCAUUGAGCACCAGAGAAUCCACACCAGGGCCCAGUGGUGCCACGAGUAUGGGAAUACCCUGGAAGGCCCCACGCACGUUAGCCGCAGGAAAGUGAGUACAGUGAAGAAGCUGCACAAGUGUAGCGAAUGUGAGAAGAUAUUCCGGUGGCGCUCGCAUCUGAUCAUACAUCAGCGGAUCCACACUGGAGAGAAACCUUACAAGUGUAAUGAAUGUGGCAAAGCUUUUAAUCGGAGCUCAAGGCUGACUCAGCAUCAGAAAAUUCACAUGGGGUAGAUUGUUCACCUCUGUAAGAUAAAUGUGAAUAAACCCACAGCCUUAACUUACACUUCACAUGGGCUCAUUUGUAAUGAAAUGAUGAGAAUGUCGAGGAGAUGGAGAAGCUCUCCUGAGACCAAGCCCUUCCACAUUCCCUGUAUUUGCUGGGACGUGACCAUGUCACAACCCAUCAAACCCAUAUCCCUCACUUCUGGGGCACGUGUACAGGGUGCUGAGUCCUCAGAGGGUGGCCCAGGGCUGCAGAGGGGCGGCCAGAAGCCCUAGCUCCGUGCAGGCCAGGCUCGCAGGGCCGGGUUGGUUUCCCUGGAGCACCAGCCUCCACAGUGAGGCUCCUGUUAGCUCAAGUUGGCACAAGUUAAGGGGAGGUGGGGCCCAAAACCUUAACCUAAUGUGCCUCAUCAGGGGCAUGGCCACCAGCCCCCCUCGGGAGAGGUUGGUCAGUCUGCCUUUUGUUGAGUGGGCACAGAUCCCUGCAGAUGCUCUGGCUACAAUGCUGGCCUGGCCACCCUGGGAGGUCACUCCCUGCAGUUCAGAGCCUGUUUGCAAUUCUGAGUGUCACAUGGCAGUCAAAGAGAGUCCAGCUGUGCAUGGGGCUCCUUGGUUACACCUGGACAGCACAGACCCACGGCCAGGGGGCUGGCCAUGACCCUCCAGGAAGGUACAGGCUUGCGUCGCCACCACGGGCCAGGCUCAGCCACUGCUAUUGUCACACAGGCUGCCAGGUCCCUGGCCUGUGGGCAGGUCUUGGUGUUGCUGCCAGUACACCUCUCGUGAGGAGCCUGUGGGUGCGUGCAGACAGGCUGGCAGCAGGAGGCACUCAGGCCCUUCACGGAGCAGCACAGGAUGGGGUGGCUGCCACAGCCUUCCCACAUCCAGGCAUGUCUGGCCACUUCUGGUGAGAAUUACUACUGGCCGGUGUGUGAGGCAGGCGCUGACCUGGAGUUCUCACAGGUGGACUGCCUGGACAGCAGGUUGGGCCCACACCCCUCAUCUCAGCAAUAACCACAGCCUGUGAGCAGCAGUGUCUACCUCCCCCGCCCAAGGGCCUGCCUCCCACUUGCAAACGGGCUCCAAGGCAGAGGGCCCAGCAGCAGCCCCACCAGCUGGUCUUGGUGUCCUUGCCACAGUGCUUGGGCCAGAGACCCCCCCCCAACCCCCUAGGUAAGGCAGCACAGGGGGGCCUCAGAUCCCUUCGGGGUUUGGUGGAACCUUCUGGGUUCACCAUUUCCUGCUGGGAUCAAGCCAGGGUGGGUGGAGUCACUAUAGCCCACCUUCCUGCAUGGCCUGGGCCCCAUCUGCUCUGGGAAGGCUGGGCUUGCAGGGCACCGGGACCGUGGGCCAGAGCGUGUGGACGGCAUGCCAGACCUUGUGCUGCAGGGCCUGCCGUGCUGUGGGGCAUGCACAGGAUAACGAGCUGUGGAGUAUUUGAGGCUCCACAGUGGACAUAGAGGUUGGACACGGCCCAGGUCCCAGCGCAAACGCCACCCUUCCCAGCUCCAUUGGCAGCUGAGGCUGCUGGGCACUGAAAGGGCCUCCAGAGGACCCAGCCCACGUGGAUGGCCACAUGGUCAUCAUGCCAUCCCAAGGCCAAAUGCUGCCUCUGGUGGCAGAAAGGGGAGGUCGGGCCAGUGCCUGGACCUGGGGCUCCCCUCUGCCCAGGGGGCAGACAAGGUGCCUCUUGCCUGCAUGCCAACUCCUGAGGCAGCACGUACCCCUGAGCACGAGAUACCACAGCCAAGGAGGGGCUCCCCGGAUGAGGGGACUGCACAGCUGCAGCCUCGUCUUGCUGCUCAGCACUGUCUACAGCACUCCUGGCCCCAUUGCCUGGAUACUCCCAGUUACUGAGAUUGAUGUUUGCUCACGUAAAUUUAUGUUGAAGCAGCUGUUUGUCCUUCAGCAGUUGCAAGAGCCAAAAAUAACAUGUCAGCAUUUGGGGACAGAAGACCAUCUGUGACAUAGAGACACUAGAAAUGGCACCCUGGUACGCCCAACGGGGCUGGACACUGUGGCCGCGUGGCCUGCCCAUGGGGCCUGGGCCUUUUGCUCCUCUGUUCAACAGCAGUUGCUUCACCUCAGUGCUCCAGGGCAACAGAAGCCAACAGAGACCAAGACUCCUGGUCUGAAGGAGGCGCCAUCUUGAGCCCUGGGGUUCCAGCGCUGAGGACUGUGAUAGGGGGUGUCUGUG